Molecule: messenger RNA, 1548 nt
Organism: Plenodomus lingam JN3
Lineage: Eukaryota; Fungi; Ascomycota; Dothideomycetes; Pleosporales; Leptosphaeriaceae
Source: RefSeq, a predicted model, not a curated record
AUGGCCUCUUUGGACUUUGAUCAAAAAUUCCUUGGCCGAAUAGCAAAGCAGACGGCGGAAUCCAAUCCUUUCCUCUCCGACGCUCUCUAUCAGAUCCUGGGCCUAUCUGUCCUACUAGCUAGGAGACUGAUUCGCGCCAGGAAGCUCCGCAAACUGGAUCCGACGCGAGACACACCCUCACUCUCGGCGUAUCAGCACAUACUAUGGAUGUCUCGAGAGGGCUUGUCCAUAUUGGAGCUCUAUGUGCUCCCGUAUGCGCAAGACAAUCAGCAUGGCCCUGAGUGUAGAGUGCUGAGCGUCAAGUUGCGCGCGAGCUUCUACCACAUCUUCUGUCUGUUCCACAAUCAGCCGCCCGUCACCGCGGCCAAUCUGGGAUCCACUGAUCCUCGACUACCUGGUGGGCCCCCUUUACCGAAUUCUCCUAAACGCAAGAAUGAUCCCGGGCUCUCCCCUUCAUCAAAGCGUGCAGGAAAGCAGCCUACAUUGCGUGAACCAAUCAAUUCCAUGGUCUCAGAAUCAUCGUUUGUUACCAAUCCUUACGCAGGAGCCGGAGGACCGGUUGGAACACCGUCACCUGGGCCGACGAUCAAUGCGCCACCAGGACUGAAUCCUAUACCAAUUCCGCAGCCUUCUUCCUUCAUUCUACCUCCUCUGAACUUUGUACCCUUGGCCGGUGGCUACUUCACUACAGCCACUUCAUAUGCUACGAGUUAUCUACCAGGGUCCCAUCCCUUGCGCUUGUCAGUCGCACUUGAACACAGCGCGUUUCUGUGGGACUGUCUACAUGAUCAUGAUGGGUCGCGACGCAUCGCUCGCCGUGCGAUUAAGGAUGUUUAUCGAGCUCAAGAAGCCAUGGACGACACAGAGUUUGAAGAUGCUGCCGAACUUGUUAGCAUUCUCGGUAGGAUGAUGAAGCGCAAAAGCUGGGAAGGCACACCUCGAUUGGGAGGCAUGGGAAGCCCCGAGCCGCAAGGUCCCCCUCAAACAAGUGGUGGCGCAACUGAACAAGCAAGUAGAACUACAUUCCCGCCUCCGCAACACAGUCCUCAAGCCAGCAGACGGGCAGCCGAAGCACCUCCGAGCAUAGAUACUUCCGCUCAGAUCCAGGCCAGGGGCACGACUCGCAGUCGCGGUACCUCAGCCAGUACGUCUGCCCCACGAGCAAAGGAGGGUGGCAGCCACGAGAUCACGCCACGUGUAGAGACACAACGCCAUGCACGAGUAGGGAGCCAAGGUACUACACCACCGCGUGCACGACACACGAGACACACGAGUAUGGAAAGCGGCGCGAGCACAACGCCCAGGGCGCCACCAGUUGGUGGGCGCUCUCCUGCAACGCCAUCGACGGUCCGUUCCACCUACCAACCGCCUGGCAGUAGCCCAUCCUAUAAAGGAACACCCCAAUUGGGAAGCGCAACACCCUUCUCAAUGAGCGCAGCUGCAACACUCGUCUCGGAGCAGGCCCGCUACUCACCUGGUCUGCGUCGAUCACCGCCUGCAUGGCCAUCGCCGUCUCAGGAAACUCCACGCUCGCACCAGCAAAGGUGA